CGCGCGGAGCGGGCUCCGGAGGGAAGUCCCGAGACAAAGGGAAGCGCCGCCGCCGCCGCCGCCCCGCUCGGUCCUCCGCCUGUCCGCGACGCUCGCCGGGGCCGCGGCCGCCCGAGGGACUCUGAACAUGUCGGGGAUCGCCCUCAGCAGACUCGCCCAGGAGAGGAAAGCGUGGAGAAAAGACCACCCGUUUGGUUUCAUGGCUGUCCCAACAAAAAAUCCCGAUGGCACGAUGAACCUCAUGAACUGGGAGUGCGCCAUUCCAGGAAAGAAAGGGACUCCGUGGGAAGGAGGCUUGUUUAAACUGCGGAUGCUUUUCAAAGAUGACUAUCCAUCUUCACCACCGAAAUGUAAAUUUGAACCACCGUUAUUUCACCCAAAUGUGUACCCUUCGGGGACAGUGUGCCUGUCCAUCUUAGAGGAGGACAAGGACUGGAGGCCAGCCAUCACAAUCAAACAGAUCCUAUUAGGAAUACAGGAACUUCUAAAUGAACCAAAUAUCCAAGACCCAGCUCAAGCAGAGGCCUACACGAUU
Molecule: messenger RNA, 535 nt
Organism: Cebus imitator (Panamanian white-faced capuchin)
Lineage: Eukaryota; Metazoa; Chordata; Mammalia; Primates; Cebidae
Product: SUMO-conjugating enzyme UBC9-B-like
Exons: 1
Biological process (GO): protein sumoylation
Cellular component (GO): nucleus
Molecular function (GO): SUMO conjugating enzyme activity
Source: RefSeq, a predicted model, not a curated record